AUGUUGGAGAGAAAGAUAGGAAAGUUCAUGUUCAAGAACAUAGAGGAGUAUUACAAAAAGUCCAUAUUACCACCCUCAAGCGCGAAAAGCAUUCGCGUGCAAUCUAUAUUAGGAGAGAUAGUUCAAGCAAUGCAUAAUGGGUUGAGACUUGAAAAGAAUUGCAGUGUUAACAUGUGCUCGAGUGAGAAUCCACAGGUGAUUAUGGCCGUGGAUGGGUCAGGACAGCAACAACACGACUUUGAGGUGAGAGUCGAGAAAUUGGGUAAUGAAAACGAUGUGAAAAGGAUAGGAAAAUUGGGAAGAAGAUUCGCUACAAAGCACUUGGAUGGAUUGAAUUGGGAAGUGAUGUUGGUGGAUUCAUCAUAUACCAAGAAUGCUUAUUAUAUCCCUGAGGGCAGGAUUGUGGUGUUUACAGGGUUGCUUGAUUGUCUCCAAUCUGAUGCGGAGCUAGCAACUAUUCUUGCUCAUGAGACCCUAAAUUCACCCUCAAAUUAUAUGAAAUAUUGUUUUCUUUCAUCUCCCGGAGGUAUCGUUCUCGAUUCUAUGAUCUCCCAAAUUACGAGCUUAAUUUUGUUCACCAUUGUUGAAAUGCUUGGUGUGUUGUAUAUGGAUGAUUUAUCACAGUUGUUUUUUCUAGCCAUGUUUAUGUGGGGCAUGAUGGAAUUUGAAGCAGACUACAUAGGGUUAAUGUUGAUGGCAUCAGCCGGGUACGACCCACAGGAGGCCCCGAAAGUUUAUGAGGUGCGGCUCGGAGAUGAGGAUAGAGGACUAUCUGCAACUCAUCCAUCUGGUUCUAAGAGAGCAGAGAAGCUGAACAAACCUAAAGUUAUGCAAAAAGCAGUGGCCAUAUACAAGGAAGUUAAAAGUGGCCAAGGGGUCACAAGUUUCAUUUGA
Camellia sinensis is the source of this 894-nucleotide messenger RNA. The record is from RefSeq and is a predicted model, not a curated record. Lineage: Eukaryota; Viridiplantae; Streptophyta; Magnoliopsida; Ericales; Theaceae.